Molecule: messenger RNA, 815 nt
Organism: Penaeus indicus
Lineage: Eukaryota; Metazoa; Arthropoda; Malacostraca; Decapoda; Penaeidae
Exons: 3
Coding region: 63-815 (250 amino acids)
Source: RefSeq, a predicted model, not a curated record
GCGGUGAGGACCGACGCCGAAGGGAACACAACUGACGAAGGCUUUGCUCUCUGAUCUUCGGGAUGAAUAUUCUGGUGCUGCUUUCCCUGGCGGGCGUGGCUGCCUGUAGCACCUCCCUCAUCGGGGCGGACCGAGCCAGGGACGUGGAGCUGCAGUACACCUUCGUCAACGACGCCGGGAAAGAGGUGAGGGUGGAAGUCGAGGCCGAGCGCCUGGGCCUGUCCCUCCGGAAGCAACCCGACUCGGAGCUGGACGUCGAGAAGGAGGUCAUUUCCGACGGCGAGGAAGCUUCUCCUGUCGACGCCGCUGACGCCCCGGCAGCGAAAGCCGCGGCGCGACCACGCUUGGCUUCCGCCGCCACGUCUGUCGUCCGAUCUCGCCUUCCUCAGGCCAAGGCCGCCCCUCGAACUCGCCUCGUACAAGCUGCUCCUCGGAGACAAGUGGAAACACGCUUCGUUCAAGUGGGAGCCGUUCCUGCUCCUCAGCCUGAGGUGGAGACACGCUUCGUUCAGGUUCCUGCUCCUCGCCGCGAGGUGGAAACACGUUUCGUCCAAGUAGAGGCCGUUCCUCCUCCUCGUCGCGAGGUGGAAACGCGCUUCGUCCACGUCCCCGUUUCCCAGCCAGAAGUGGAAACCCGUUUCGUCCAAGUAGAAGCUGUCCCUGAACCUUACGAAGUGGAAACGCGCUUCGUCCAAGUGGAGGCCGUUCCUGCUCCUCGCCGCGAGGUGGAAACCCGUUUCGUCCAAGUAGAUGCCGUUCCUGCUCCUCGUUCAGGUUCCUGCCCCGCGAGGUGGAAACACGUUUCGUCCAAGUAG